AAGUACUAAAAAUGGUAGACUCCUAGACGUACCACAUGUGUAUGUUAUUAUUUGCCAUUCAAGGUUCAACUAAGAAGAAAAAACGUAACCUUUAAAAAAAUAUUUUAAGUAUAAUUUCUUUUUUAAUUAUAUUAAAAAUGCAGAGGUUAUACCGACUAAAGCAAUGUGCUCCUGCUUGUUAUUGCGCCCGGAAUGUGUUUCCUGUAUUUUUACCAACUUUGGGGGACAGACAAGGUAAUCGCUGUUCAUCUAUUCUACGCAAUUGUCCAGGACUCUGUAGAAAAGUGCCAACUUUUAAGAUCUUCUGCUUGGAAGACACGUGGACGUCAGUGGUCCGCUGUUACAGCACAACGCAAGCGGCAAUCGGCGACAGCGGAAAGCAGGGACGUCUUGGAAACUCUUACACAUCGAUUGAACCAGAAAAAGAAGAAGAAUUCGUCUUUCUAGACUACUCCAACCUAGAGGAAGAGAACGAUGAUGGGGUUUCUUUCAAACCCCCUUCGCAGAUGGGGUCUGUGGCCAAUAAAGAGAGAAACGCAUCGCGAAAGUCGUGUACAGAGGUGUAUCACAGAGCUUUGGAAAUACAGAUGCGGUUAUUAGAAGAUACAGUGUUAGACCAGGACCAGGACGUACAAGAAAUGGAUAUAGAAUUUCAUGACGCUGGCUUCCCCCUUCCUAAAUUAACUUCUAAAAGGAAAAAAUCUCAAAAAAUAUACGGCACUCCAGAUAAGGAGAUUCCUUUUAGUGACAACAGCUGUUCGGGAUGCGGUGCUCGUAUGCAUUGCACUGACCCGAUUUUGCCCGGUUAUGUACCCAGUGAGAAAUACAAACAGCUAAUAAAGGAGGACAAGAUGGACAGAGCGGUGUGUCAGCGAUGUUUCUUGCUUGUCCAUCACCAAAAGUCUUUAAAUAUUCAGGUUUCGAAAGAAGAAUAUCGGAAUGUUGUUAGUCGGAUACGCCAAGAAAAAGCUUUGGUAUUGUUCAUUGUGGACCUUCUGGAUAUUCCCGAUUCUAUCAUUCCAGAUCUGUUAGAACUAGUGGGCAAAAAUAAAACCAUAGUGGUUCUGGGAAAUAAAAUAGAUCUGCUACCUGGCGAUUCGGAUUGCUAUUUAAAACGAAUUAAACGUCAGCUUUUUGCAUAUUGCGUUGACGCAGGUAUUACUUUAGGCGAUGGCACCAAAGACGUCCAUCUCAUCAGCGCCAAGACCGGCUAUGGGAUAGAAAACCUAAUUUCGAGUCUUCAAAGAUCGUGGAAAUAUAAAGGAGAUGUGUAUUUGGUUGGAACAGCAAAUGCUGGAAAGUCUACACUGUUUAACACCCUGCUGGAGUCAGACUACUGCAAGUCGAAAGCUCCAGAUGUGAUUCAGAAAGCUACCAUAUCUCGAUGGCCAGGCACCACACUAAAUCUCCUGAAGUUCCCAAUCAUCAACCCCACUCCAUAUCGCAUGUUCAAGAGGUCUGAGAGACUGAAGAGUGAUGGCUCUCAGUCAGAGAAGGACCUGAGCCCACAGGAGUUAAGACGACUGCAGCAGCUCAGCAAGCAGGGAUAUUUAGUAGGGCGAGUUGGCAGAUCUUUUGGCUCGGCUGUCCAGGCGCAGAAAGAUAUGGAUGUUGUGGAUUUUGAUCUAGAAAGUCUCAGUGUGGGAGAGGAGGAAGAAGACAGAAUGAGUAAAAAAUCAGCUCUUUCCAACCCAGUGGAGUUCACCCACAACGAGCUCAAAGAUGCGCAUUGGCUGUAUGACACCCCGGGAAUUAUGAAAGAACACUGUGUUCUCAGUCAGCUCACAGAUGAAGAGUUGAAGAUGGUGGUACCAACUCAAGCCAUUUUGCCCAGGACGUUUGUGCUGAAGCCGGGAAUGGUGCUCUUUUUGGGCGCCCUGGUGCGCAUAGAUUUCCUUAAGGGCGAGAGAUCUUGUUGGCUCUCGAUUGUCGCCUCCAAUCUCCUGCCAGUUCACAUCACCAGUGGGGAGAAAGCAGAUGACAUUUACCAAAAGCAUGCUGGGAAUACACUUCUUGGGGUGCCUGCUGGUGGGGAAGAGCGCAUGAGACAGUUUCCAGCUCUUGUACCUCAAGACUUUGAGCUGCAGGGAGUGGGGCCUGAAGAGGCUAUAGCCGACAUCAAGCUCUCGUCUGUAGGCUGGGUGGCAGUGACGGCUCACGCCGAAGACAAGCUGCUGUUCCGGGUGCACAGUCCGGCGGGGGCGGGACUCGCACUGCGCAGGCCCCCGCUGCUGCCCCACAUCGUGCUCCUGAAAGGGAAGAGGAUCCGGAAAUCCCCCACCUACAAAGCCAAGAGACCUCCGACCCUGCUGGACACCUGCCUGUCUACAGCUAGAGCAGACAAAUCAAAGAAAUGAAAAAUACUGUGUCUUCACGUCAUUUCAUUCUGUAGCAGCAGCUUUCUCAGGAGAGGAACGGGCAUUCUUGUACAACAGUCAAGGGAGUUAAAUACAUUUAAUAGUUGUUUAA
Molecule: messenger RNA, 2469 nt
Organism: Lepisosteus oculatus (spotted gar)
Lineage: Eukaryota; Metazoa; Chordata; Actinopteri; Semionotiformes; Lepisosteidae
Gene: noa1
Product: nitric oxide associated 1
Molecular function (GO): GTP binding
Source: RefSeq, a predicted model, not a curated record